Molecule: messenger RNA, 1150 nt
Organism: Aphanomyces invadans
Lineage: Eukaryota; Oomycota; Saprolegniomycetes; Saprolegniales; Verrucalvaceae
Exons: 6
Coding region: 16-852 (278 amino acids)
Biological process (GO): fructose metabolic process; gluconeogenesis; fructose 1,6-bisphosphate metabolic process
Cellular component (GO): cytosol; cytoplasm
Molecular function (GO): fructose 1,6-bisphosphate 1-phosphatase activity
Source: RefSeq, a predicted model, not a curated record
GACUUCCUCGCCGUCAUGCAAGUGGACCACUCGAACCCGAUCACGCUCAGCCGCUUCGUCCUUGCGGACAAGUCCAUCCAGAAGAACAACGACUUGUGCAUCCUCUUCAACUCGAUCGAAUUGGCCUGUAAGGUCAUUUCGAGCGCCGUGCGUCGUGCCGGUUUGACUGGGUUGUACGGCUUGGACGGCUCCCAAAAUGCCACGGGUGAUGAAGUGAAGAAACUCGACAUUCUGGCCAACGACAUCUUCAUCAACUCCCUUAAAACCUCCACCAAGAUCGAAGUCAUGGUGUCGGAAGAAAACGAAGAGCCGAUCUGGGUGAACACCUCGAGCGACACCAAGUUUUGCAUCGCUUUUGAUCCUCUUGACGGUUCGUCCAAUAUUGAUUGCAACAUCUCCACGGGCACGAUCUUUGCCAUCUACGAAAAGAACGGUUCGACCGGCGGGCUGAGCGACAUUUUGCAACCCGGCAAGUCGUUGGUCGCGGCCGGCUACUGCAUGUACGGUAGCUCGACGCAAAUGGUGUUAACGUGGGGCAACGGUGUGCACGGCUUCACCUUGGACCCGACCAUCGGCUCGUUCAUUCUGUCGCAUCCCAACAUCAAAAUUCCCUCCAACCCCAAGACGAUUUACUCGUGCAACGAAGGCAACCUGUCCUUGUGGGAUGCCCAAACCACGCAAUUUGUGCACGAGUGCAAGACGGCCGCCAAGCCAUACUCGGCUCGUUAUGUUGGUAGUAUGGUGUCGGACGUACACCGCACGUUGUUGUAUGGAGGCAUCUUCUUCUACCCCGCGGACAAGAAGGUACUCGACUUCUCACGACUUCUGCCACGGAUUCAAAUUGUCUUGUAGAGCAAAUCUGGCAAGCUCCGAUUGCUGUACGAAGCGAACCCGAUGUCGUUCAUCGUGGAGCAAGCUGGCGGGAUUUCGACGACGGGCACCCAGCGCGUGUUGGACUUGAUCCCCACGUCGAUCCACCAACGUUCGCCCAUCUUUUUGGGCUGUAAGCGCGACGUGAACCGCAUUUUGGAACUCUACGGCCAACCCACCCAAUAAAUACCAAGUUGUCCUCAGUUCGCAUGUUCGUCCAACCAAAAAUAGCAGCAACGCAGAACGAGACUAAAAUUACCACGCUCUCGCUCGUUACGCU